Messenger RNA from Sinocyclocheilus grahami, 1319 nucleotides. Its product is annotated as beta-1,3-galactosyltransferase 2. Gene Ontology annotation, cellular component: Golgi membrane. Lineage: Eukaryota; Metazoa; Chordata; Actinopteri; Cypriniformes; Cyprinidae. The record is from RefSeq and is a predicted model, not a curated record. The transcript is spliced from 2 exons. Gene Ontology annotation, molecular function: N-acetyl-beta-D-glucosaminide beta-(1,3)-galactosyltransferase activity. Gene Ontology annotation, biological process: protein O-linked glycosylation. Bases 1 to 1083 code for a protein of 360 amino acids.
AUGGUGGAAGUCUGUGAAAAACAAAGUCAUGGCCAAUCAAGUAGUGGAUGCAGAUCUCUUCGUUCGUUUUUUAUAUUCACCAUUUUCCUGGUCCUGUUCCUGUGCUACUACAUUGUCCACAAUGAACUGUCAGAAUCCUGGGCUGUAGCAGUUGGAUUAUUUCUUCCAGAGAAAUUUAUCACUAAAAUGGUCAACGAUUCUCUGAAUACAGUGCCAACAGUGACUUCUGUGGAACCGUGGAAGCCUCCGGAACCAUAUUGUGUGGCAUACCCACACAAGUAUAAUUUAAUUUUGAAUGAGCCAGAGAAGUGCCAGAGGGAAAACCCUUUUGUGGUAUUAAUGGUACCAGUACCUCCAAGCUAUACAGCUGCUCGGGAUGCCAUUCGUUCAACUUGGGGAUCAGAGAGGUUAGUUGGAGACAAGACCGUGAGCAUAUUAUUUCUGUUGGGUCUCCCCACUUCAGAAGAACGAGAAACGCUUCAACAAAAUUUGCUACAGGAAAGUGAGAAGUAUCAUGACCUCAUACAAAGUGAUUUCUGGGACAGUUACUUCAAUCUCACCAUUAAGACAAUGGUAAUGCUAGAAUGGCUGACUGUUUACUGUCCGAAUACCUCCUAUGCAAUGAAAGUUGACUCUGAUGUGUUUCUCAAUGUCAAAACCUUAGUCAAUAUGCUUCUGUCUGCACCAAAGCAGAACUAUAUGACUGGACUUGUGGCUAGGAAUGCAGUGGUACUGAGAGAUCCUCAUUCUAAAUGGUAUCUUCCAACAACUGUUUACGAGCCCCCUUUUUAUCCACCCUACGCUCUGGGCUUGGGAUAUGUUUUCACCCUAGACCUGCCAGAGAAACUUGUUAAGGCAGCCCAACUUGUCAAACCGGUUUACAUAGAAGAUGUAUUUCUAGGUCAAUGUAUGACACAUUUAGGAAUUGCUCUCACCAAUCCACCUGAUGGAAGCCUAUUCAAUGUCUUCCCUGUAGAAUACAACCGCUGCCGCUAUUCAAAACUCAUCGCAACAACGACACGAAGCUUGAGAGACCAAGUGGAGUUUUGGAAGGAUUUACAGAGACCUGGUCCAUAUUGCUGACAACAAAUAGUUAAAUCUGUGUAACGGUCACAUGACUUACAUGUAACAAAGCUUGCAAAUACAUGGACAACCAAAAACAGGCAAUAACAAAACCCGGGUUAAUUAUGUGUCUUCGGGUUCACACUGCACAAUUUCAGCAACAACAAUCCACAGUCCUACAAUGUGAAACGUGUUUUGACUUAAAAUGCAUCAGCGACGACCUACAGCCAAUGAGAGAGCACGAUACAGGUCAAGGG